CUGUCGAAAGAUGUGGUAUUAAAGCAUCAGACCUUGAAGGAAAGCCAGCAUUUCAUGUUAUAUUUAAUAAAUUUUUAAAAUGGCUGCAUAAUCUUCUGAAAAGAGUUCGUCAGAAAACUGGGGACAGUUAUUUUCCAGGUAUGUCUUGUACUUUGCCUGUCAUUUGCAUCUGAGGGAUAUAAACACUUCAAACUAAUACAUUAUUCUCAUAUAAAACGUUUAUGUUUCCCAAGAGCAUUUGAGAAGAUUCAAUCUGAUCCAGUGGCGAAGCUAGUCAUGACAACUGGUCAUGCUAUGCUAAUAAAUCUCAUGAAUAGGUUAAAGACAAUACAUUUCUAAAGGUUUGAAUAAUGCAAAUCAUUAAAAAUUUGCAUAGCAUCACCUGUUGCUAUGCUAGCUUUGCUACUCAUCUGAUCACCAAUAUUUAAAGAUUUACCUAAUAUGGGCACCAUGGCUCAAUAUUUUUUAGUGCCCACUUCAUAAAGUUGGGCACACACUCUCUACAGAGACGGGGGGCACAAUGUCAGUCUCUUGCCACUAAGAACAGGUCACAGUUGCCCCAACAGACAUACCUUUUCAGGGGUGUUAGCCAGGUUGGCUCUAAAAGAUCUCCAUUUUUUUCAAGUACUUUAAUAAUAGAGCUGGAAUUUUCCCCAUAUUACAUAUUGGCCUUUAUUUGCAUAAUAUUUUGGGCACAGCUGGCAUAUAAUUUAGGCAUUCAACAUCAUGUUGAGCAGCCCUGAAUUAAUAUCAUAGCCUUAUGACCAAUUCAAUGGCUGACCUGCUCAUUGGUAGUCUGUGAACCCAGACGUCAUUUCCCACGCUUAUUCUUCAUUUGGAAAGUUACUUUCUGAACAAAGAAUGAGCGUGGGAAAGGACGUCUGGGUUUGCAGACUGGCUGAGCUGUCUGAAAUAUCUUCAAAUGCUAAUGCAUUGACAUUUUGUAUGAUCAUACACAAUGUCUUAUUUCAGGUGUUUAUCCUUACAUGCAUAGUUGUUGAAUUCAGUAGUUGGUGUUUGCACUCUUCUAAAACAAGGGUUUUUUUGUUGCAGUAUUGUGUGCUCAUAAUGGAUAUGGGUUUGAUUUUCCGAUAUUACUCAGUAACAUGGAGAGAUGUGGGAUGAAAGAACAUGUUUUGAAAAAGAUCAACCUGCAUUUUGCCGACACAUUCCAGUUCUGCAAAGAGGUCAAUUGCAAUCUUAAUAUGUAUAGUUAUGGCUUGAAAAAUUAAAUCCUUUGUAGUUAGUGAAAUUUUAUAACAUAUUUACCUUAUAGUUGCAAGAAGAUCAUCUUAUAAAAGAACUUCAAGAAACAAAGUUAUCAAUGGAUUCACUAUUCUCAAAAUUCUGUCCAGGAAAGCAAUUCCUAAGUAAGUCAUAUUUCCAAUCAAAUUUAAUCAUUAAUGGAUUAAUAAUUCAUUUUAAUUUAAUUAAUUAGUUUUAGUUAUAAUUAUUUAAAUAAUUAGGUGAUGAAGUUUUGUAUAAUUAAAUCAUCAAUUUUAGAUCGCCAUCGUGCUAUGGGUGAUGUCAAUGCAAUGGUAGAAAUAUUUUCUAAAGAACCAUUCAAAACUGCAUUUAAUAAUAUUGAUUAUGCAACAUCUGAGUCUUUGUAAGUUUUGUUAAAGUCUUUUAACCUUGUUGUUUGUUGGUUUUUUGGUUUUGUAGCGCUACUGUUGUUGUGGUUUGUUGUUGUUGUGUUUUGUUCCUGUUUUUUUGUUGUUUCAAAUUUCAUUAACUCUAAUUUUUUUAUUUUAGAUGUGAAUGGUUUACGAUACAGUAUAAUGAGAAGGAACAGCGAAUUCUACUUGAAGGUAAUAGUUAAUUUUUUAGUUUCACGUUUGCCAGAAAAAUUGUCUGUUUUCAGAAAAUAUACUGUAUCAAUUUCUUAAUUUUGCAUGGAUUUUGCGUUACAACGAAGCAACAUAUAAUGUUAUGUUUAACUUUAUUUCAAAAUAAUAAUCAAACCUGUCACGACCUGCAGCUUCUUACUUCCCGAAGGCUGCCUCGUUCGCAUGCAAAGCCACACCCAUGAGAAACACGUGGCUCAUACCACGCACAUGUGAAGGCUGAUCGAUCCAAGUUUGAUGAUUCCUGUGUUUUUAGAAAAAAUGGCGAAACUUGAUGCGUACACGAGAAAUGUGUAUUCGAAAAAGUUAUUUCAACUUCAACUCACUUACGAUGGACUUCAGGCUAUUUUUGAAAAUUGUUGUUCGUAUAUGGAUUUUUACGAGGUCCUACAGGAUCGUGGGAUUGAUCGGAAAACAGCCAAGCAUUUCGCGUGUCAGUUUGGGAGCAUGGGACUGAGGAACCAAGGAACUGAGCCGUAUUGUAAUCUUCCGAAAUCAGCGGUAACUGGCGGUGAAGAACUUGAUUACAGUCUUGAUAAUGUGGAUCUAUUGUUGACCAAGGAGGAAACUGAAAGACCUCCCAAUGUACCGCCAGUACCGUCUGUCGAUGAUGGGAUGAUGUGCGAAAGUACGGAGUGCUGGGAUGAUGAAUUAGACGAAAGUCGUAGCUUUACUUUCACCAUACCAAAACAUGUCGUUCCAUUGAGUCUAACAAUUGAUGAUUUUGUUUCUAAUUCACCUUCUAAACAGUCAAAGACCUCUAAACAGAAGGGAAAGAACUCUUAUUCGUCUAAACAGAAUAGCAAGAACUUGCAACAUCAGAAUAGCAAACCAGUUCAUGAAAUAGAAAAUGUAAAUAAUGGAAACAAACUUGGUGACCUGGCAGAAACAAAGAGCACCGCGAAAUCUAACACAAGGCCUAACGUGUCCAGGAAGAAACCAGAUCCUGCUGAUGUUUUCAGAAAUGGAGCUUCUAGUUUACAGGUUGGAAAAUUUCCUGACAAAAAGGAACGUUAUGAGUUGGAGAAAGAAGUAUUGAAUCAGAUUGGAAAGGUUAAUGAAGAAAAUAAUUCAGAGGAAGAUGGAAUUCGGAAACAAAGCAAUUACGUGAAGGAGACGAGUGUUGAAGACAUUCCCAAAACUUCUGAAAUAUUUGGUGCUGAAUCUACAACUCCUACAAAUUCGGAACUUCUAAGAAAUGAGGGAAAAUCAACUGCGAAAGAGACAUCUCAGAAAGAUGGGAUGAACAAUAAGAAGUUUCCAAGAAAGUUUGUCCGGAAAACGAUGAAAAAAUCCAGAAAUAACAAGAAUUCUUAUGCACACAAGCAGUCCAGCUCGGGUAGUGUGCAAGGAAAUACUGCUGUCGUAACAAUGAAGAGAAAUAAUAAUAAACAAAGCGAAGAAAGUUGUGAACAUGAAAUGACCGCUGAUGAAGAACCUGGUGUUGUUCCUUUACAUGAAAAAUACGCUUUGAAAGAAUCUGACGUUAAGACAUCGCAGGAAAACUCUAAUGGGCAAUUAAGUGGUUCGUUAGGUGUGUCUGCAAGUGGAAAUGGCGAGAACUUUGCGUCCGUUGCAAGAAAUGACGUGAUUUCAAAAACUGCUCAAAUUGACGCAUCGAAGAAUCCUGUGGGGAAUAGACCAACAAGUAAACGACAGCACAGAAAACAAGAUGUGGUUAAAGACAAUUCUAGUGGAUUGAAAAAGGAAAUAUCUAGUAAUAAUGUGACCACAAGGGAAUCCUUGGUUAGUCAACGUAAUCAACCUGUAGCAGAUGAAGAAUUCAAGAGUUCAAAUGGCGGCAAACUUCCCUUUAACACACCAAAAGAUGUUUUGAAAGAAAAUCUGAAUGAAAACAAGUCAAUGUCCAAUUCUGAGUCUCGAAAAACCUCUCUGAAAAGAAACCAAGCCUCAACUUAUCAAUCAAACUAUGAUUUAAAUAAUUCUCGAUUAGUUUCUCAACAGCAAACAGCGGAGACAAAUGGUGUGGCAAGUGAACUAGUUCAAAGCGAACUCAGUGAAUUGGACGGUAAAAAGGAUCAAAGAAAUGAUAAGCUAGUGUUGAAACGAGAUAAGCAAGUUCCAAGAAGGAGUAGAGAAAUACGAGAAAGAAACAAAGAAUUUGCAGUAUUGCAAGGGGAUAAGCAGAAAAAUACUGAAAAGGAAAACAUUUGUCACCAAGACACGACAGUGCUGGAAGGAGAUACGGGAAUUAUGAAAAAGACUGAAGUAAUUCAUGAAGGAAACGUUGGACAAAAAGAAGCUACGAUUUUGGUUCGGAAUAAGAAAGAUCAGAAAAAGAAAACAAAGUUAAAAAGAAAACAAAAUCGUCAACCUGUUGUCUUUGUUAAUCGUAAGUCUAUAGAAGAAAAGCAGAAAAAUUGGCCAAGAGUUGAAAUAUUUGUGGGAGAUUUUCCUAUCCAUGUUCCAGUUGAGCCGAGUGCUGUUUGUCAACUGCAAGAUAGUCGUGCUGAAGAAGAGUCUGAUCUCAAUGCGGAAUCUAAGGAGAAAGGAAAAGAUUCUUGUGGAGAACUUGAAACGCAACCUGGUAAAAGUGAACAAGUAUUGGACAACGUCAGAUCUGAUGAAGGAAUGAAAUCUUCCCAUGUUCAGGUUACCAACGAUGACAGUUCAAUCGAAAAUUCAAACCAAGACCAAAGCACGUUAGAGCAGUGUGAUGGUGAAGCUGAAAGGAAGGAAGGAGCAGAAAGCAUAGUUACAAGUGAAUUGCACGAUGGUUUGAUUCCUGAGGAUAGUAAUGUGGGUUCUAUGGUCCAGUCGUCCAACUCAGUUGCUACUUCAUCUAAACUCGAGUGUAGAACUUCGUCAAUUGAUCAGGUUUCUAAUAUUCAGCUCCUUCACACAAGUGACGAGAUACCAGUGAGCACAGCAGUUAAGACGACUGAUUCUUCACAGCAAACGGAGUUAGACAUUGAUUGGUACAAAGGAAAAGAACGAAAGAAACUAGUCGACCAAGAGCAACAAACUGACUGUGCUUUACUCAGUACAUUUAACAUUGAAACGUCUCUCAGCCUUGUACACAUGCAAGACAAGGAGACCCUUACUGACCAUCCUGCUUCCCGCCGUGCUCAAUCCACCGAUACCAUUUCAUCCUAUGGUGACAAUCUAUCUGACUCGUACGGAACCUCUCCUUGCAGUCCCCUAUACGAUACUGAUUCCCAAUACGAUAUUAAUACAGAGGUAUUCAAUCGUCGGGAGUACGAAAGUCCUGCUGGAGUAUUUGACAUUUCAAUGUCACCACAUCAUGACGACAGAUACCUGAAGAAAGACAGCCCCUACCCGGAGAGAGAUACCCAAUACCCGGAAGAAAAUACUCGACACCCGGAGACCCGGUAUUUGGAAGAAGAUACCUGGUAUCCGGAAGAUGUUACGCGAUAUGAGAUUCCUUCCCCAGAGGGAAAUUAUGAAUAUGAUGGCUUCUUCUAUGCUCGUAAAUAUCAACGUAUGCCUCGCGCUGACCUUGACUGCAAUAUUUCAAGUAAUUCGAAUAUCAUGCGUCAAAGAUUCCCUACCCACCCCUGUCCACCUGUACCCUCACCAAUUUACCCUGCAAAUCCUAACCAUAUCCCUGCAGCACCCCUGUUUCAUCACAGAUUCCCCCAACAGUAUUUUCAAAGACUUCCCGGAAAUACUUCAAAUUUUUUACCCCAUCAAUAUCAUGGUUCCUUUAAGUUCUGAGAAAGAAUGGUCAUUUGAACAAACCAGACUGGAAAUAGUGAACAAUAAAUCGUGUGGUUUGGGUGUGUGGCAUUGUUCGGUUUUGUUGACACAUUCUGGGUUUCCCCAAGAGCACACUUUGUAAACUGUUAUGCAAACGUUAGUAUUUGGCUACCUUGUGUAUUGUGGUGGUGAAGAAAGCGGUAUUGCCUUGUGUUGUUUGUUUCAUGCGGUGUUCUUACCUCUUGGGUCACUGAUGUUUUUCUUUACUCAUUGCACAGAAUGGUUUUUCAAUGGUUUUUGAAAAUUUAC
Paramuricea clavata is the source of this 5837-nucleotide messenger RNA. Lineage: Eukaryota; Metazoa; Cnidaria; Anthozoa; Malacalcyonacea; Plexauridae. The record is from the annotation of a GenBank genome assembly.